GUCGUAAACAGUUAUUGACAGUCGUCAAUGAGUUUAGCUCACAUGAGAUUCAGCUGAUUUGAUCACAUUGUUUAUCACAUGAUUCUACUUGAAAAACAGCGCUAAAUACAGACUCUGCUGUCCUAGAGAAUGAUGAAGGUGUUUAUGUUUCUGGUGCUGGGUGUUGUGUAUGGAAGAACAUAUCACAGGAACCCCCUCAGGUCCAUGUUCCCUAAGACCAUUCCUCCCGUAAGGUUUGAUGGGGUGGGUCCAGGCUCACCUUUGUUCCUUACACCCUACCUGGAGAAAGGCAUGGCUGAUAAAGCUAGGAUGUUGAGUGAGGUUGGCCCAUUGACCAUUGGUGGUCAGGUUGUAGCAAAUAAUGGGAAUGCAGGCUACCUGACUGUCGACAAAACAUACAACAGUAACAUGUUCUUCUGGUUCUACCCUGCACUGGUUAACAGUUUGGAUGCACCUGUACUACUGUGGCUACAGGGUGGGCCCGGGGGUCCGUCUGUGUUUGGCAUGUUUAAUGAGAAUGGACCUUUCUACGUUGAUGAAGAUAUGAACUUACAGCCGAGGAAAUAUGGCUGGACGAACAAGUACAACAUGCUCUAUAUAGACAAUCCAGUGGGAUGUGGGUUUAGCUUUACAGGGAGUGAUGGUGGCUAUUCAACUAAUCAGACAGCAGUGGCUGAUAACCUGUACAGGGCCCUUACCCAGUUCUUCCAAAUAUUCUCAGCAUACAAGAAUAAUCCAUUUUACAUCACUGGGGAGUCUUAUGCUGGGAAAUAUGUGCCUGCUAUAGCUUAUAGGAUUUACAAGGAGACACAGCCUAAGGUGCCCAUCAAUCUCAAAGGCAUGGCUAUUGGAGAUGGACUAUGUGACCCUGAAACUAUGUUGCCUCAAUAUGGAGACUUCAUGUUCAACACUGGCCUUCUUGAUGAGAACCAGAGGGACUAUUUCAACAAGCAAACUGCCUUAGGGGUCCAGUAUAUCAAACAAGGAAAGUGGGUGUCAGCAUUUAAUAUAUUUGACAUUCUGCUGAAUGGAGAUACAAUUCCUUAUCCAUCCUUCUUUACAAAUGCAACAGGAUCAACAGACUACUACAACUUCCUUAGGACUCAGAGUCCCCCAGAGUUCAACUUCUAUAGCAGCUUUCUCCAGCAGACCAGUAUCAGAUCAAAGAUUCACGUUGGCAACUUGACAUUCCACGCUGGGGACAAAGUUGAACAUUUUCUACUGGAAGAUGUAAUGAAGUCUGUGAAACCUUGGAUCAGUGAACUAUUGGACAGUGGCUUAAAGUCGCUAUUCUACAGUGGUCAGUUAGAUGUAAUUAUUGCCGUACCUCUGACAGAGGCAUUCCUGCAGACUGUUGACUGGCAGUGGGCACCAGACUACAAGACAACUGGCAGACUGGUGUGGAAGAUUCAACAAUCAGAUAUAGAUGUCGCUGGUUAUGUCAGACAAGUUAACAACCUUUAUCAGGUGAUUGUUCGUGGAGGUGGGCAUAUCUUACCUUAUGACCAACCAGCUCGCACCUUUGACAUGAUUGACAGGUUCAUCAAUGACAAAGCAUUCCAUAAAUAAACCAGUGAAAAAACUGACUUCAUUUAAUUGAAGUGUUAGUUAUAACAUACACAUGUACAAUGCAGUAAACUAAGAACACAAGGACACUAUGCACUUGAGAGAAUUCCUCAUAAUAGCGAGGUCUUCAGUUUAAAUUGAUGUGGUUUACACAGAUUUAUCUACUAUUAUACUGCAUGCUGCCAUGUAGGAAUAAAUGAACAAUGCUCAAAAUGACUUAUUUUCAACUGAGCUGGACUUUUCCGAUACAUUGAUCUACACAUAACAUCUCUUAUUUGUACAUUGUUUAUUGUUUAAGAUCUCAGUGAGAAAAAUGAAGGUCAAUAUUGUAACCUGCCCGAUAAACAAUUUGUACAAAAUACUUCCAAGGACUUUACACUGAAAUAGUGUGCAAGCCAUGUUUUUUAUUUUUAAAAUGUGUUUGUUAUUUGUGCAAUAUUUUUGUAUAUCAUGCAUUUAUUGUAAAUUGUACUUAUGAAUCAUUAAAAUCAUAUCAUAAAAUUA
Owenia fusiformis is the source of this 2070-nucleotide messenger RNA. NCBI's taxonomy places the organism in Eukaryota, Metazoa, Annelida, Polychaeta, Sabellida, Oweniidae. The record is from the annotation of a GenBank genome assembly.